GGAUCUCACUUUGAAGUGUCCUUUGGAUUUCAAGUAUGUCAUCUGCAAUCCUGUCAGUCAUAAAACACUUCCGUAGACGAUCAUUAUCAUUUGCUUGCCUGACUUGGUCUGUUUGUCGAUUUGGACCCCUAGUACUUUUAAACAAGCGAACAAAUCGACUGUUGUUUUCAAAUCUUUAGUUUUAUCAAAACAAAAUGUCGCCUAAAGAAAAAAAAUCCCUUCAAAGUUAGUACAGAAUUCAUGGAAACCCUGAUCUGCAGGCUCAAGUUCAGGACCACUAUUUUGACUUCUUGCGGAUGCUUCAAGUUCCGCAAACGAGACUCCCUCGUGAUCGCAGCACGCAUAACGUUUCGGUCAACUUCCUCUAAAGUAGCCAAGCCUCCCACUCAUCUUAAAGGCCUGGCUGCUCAGCAAGUAUUGCGACAUCCUUUUGAAAUUACCCACGCAAUUCUCGCGGAAGGCUCGCACACAUGGCCAAAGAUGGCCGUCUUUCACGACGAAGUUGAGAUCGAAGACUUUGAAUACGACGAGGAAUCUGAGACUUACUUCUACCCAUGCCCCUGUGGAGAUCAGUUUGAAAUCACCAAGGCUGAGUUGGAAAAUGGAGAGGAUGUGGCUCGGUGCCCCAGCUGUUCUCUUAUUUUGAAAGUCAUCUAUGACCUGGAAGAUUUCAUGGUUGCUGAAGAAAUUGCUGCACCAGCCCCAGUCAUGCAGAGGGCAUAGGUAGUAACUAGAGGAACAAUAACAUAACCAGCAAUGUUGUGGUGAGACCCAGUACCAAGCACAAGGAAUAUCAACCAAAGUUACAUCUUGGCUGAAGAGUAACAGUCUUCAACUUGGGGCGAUGUGCAGAGAGAGGUCAAGACUGUUCUCAAUAUGAACUUUAAAGACAAAAAGUUUCUGUUCCCCUAUUAUUUUUGUCACAGUAUUGUUUCUCAGAUCAUAAGUGGAUACCCAACCCUUAAGCCACACAAAGGGACUAUUUCUCAAUAUUUGGAGUUAUACCCUUUUUUAAUACCAAUUCCAGGAUUUAAUUUGUGAGCCCCGUUCAAAGUCAGCACCCUUCCUUAACCCUUUAACUUCCAUAAGUGAUAAACAUGGAACUUCUCCCAAUAAUAUCCACAUAUUAUCUAGCAAACAGGUUAUGAGAAUACUCAAACUUAUCAGGUAGAAGUUGUUAUUUUGAUCUAACACCAAAUUCUCUUAACUAAAUUACAAGAAAAUGUGUAGAGCUAGAAGGGAGAAUUAUGGAUCAGAUCUCAGAGUUGAAGGGUGAACACUGACAAGUGCAGAAUCAGAGAUAAAAUUGUGAACUGCAAGUCACAGACUCGAUUACCACAAUUAAAGACAGCACUACAGGAAAAUAAUUAUCAAGCUUUUUUAAUUACAAUUAGAGCUGCUCAUUCUUAAGUACAAAAUAUAAUAAUUUCAGCUAAACAGUCCAAAUAAAAUGUACAUUAUAAAUAUUUGAUUGUGUCUGAUGUCAUUGACAAUUUAUGCUAUGAGGUAACAUAGAUGAAUUUAAAUCGAUGCAUAUGAGUUUGAAUUUGACAUAUUUUUACAGAGCAAAACUUUUGGCCUGUUCCAGUUGCUCACUCUGUAAAAGCAAAGUGUGAUUGGUAUUGUUAAUGCAGCCAUGGUA
Pocillopora damicornis (cauliflower coral) is the source of this 1642-nucleotide messenger RNA. Its product is annotated as diphthamide biosynthesis protein 3. Lineage: Eukaryota; Metazoa; Cnidaria; Anthozoa; Scleractinia; Pocilloporidae. The record is from RefSeq and is a predicted model, not a curated record. Gene Ontology annotation, biological process: protein histidyl modification to diphthamide. Gene Ontology annotation, molecular function: metal ion binding.